Messenger RNA from Homalodisca vitripennis (glassy-winged sharpshooter), 381 nucleotides. Its product is annotated as sialin-like. Gene Ontology annotation, molecular function: transmembrane transporter activity. The transcript has 2 exons. NCBI's taxonomy places the organism in Eukaryota, Metazoa, Arthropoda, Insecta, Hemiptera, Cicadellidae. Gene Ontology annotation, cellular component: plasma membrane. Gene Ontology annotation, biological process: transmembrane transport; monoatomic anion transport. The annotation marks the transcript as partial. The record is from RefSeq and is a predicted model, not a curated record.
AAUGAUAUUGUUUUGCUUGAUGUGCAGGUAGACACUGGGAUAAGGUUUGACUGGGAUUCUAAAGAACAGAACAUCAUAAUAGGCAGUUUCUUCUGGGGCUACAUCUGCACAGAACUGCCUGGAGGGCGGCUUGCGGAACUGAUCGGUGCAAGGAGAGUGUUUGGCUACUCCACACUGACAGCUGCACUCAUCACUCUCAUCACUCCGAUGGCAGCAAGACUCAGCUACAUCGCUGUCGUCAUUACAAGAGUCAUCUUGGGCUUUAUGUUGGGAGCUACAUGGCCUGCAAUGCAUCCCAUGGCUGCCAAAUGGAUCCCGCCUAAUGAGAGGAGUAAAUUCAUUUCAAACAUGAUGGGUAAGUUGUGAAAUAGACAAUUCUUG